Messenger RNA from Neurospora hispaniola, 1041 nucleotides. RefSeq lists its product as uncharacterized. The transcript is spliced from 4 exons. Gene Ontology annotation, molecular function: oxidoreductase activity, acting on the CH-OH group of donors, NAD or NADP as acceptor. NCBI's taxonomy places the organism in Eukaryota, Fungi, Ascomycota, Sordariomycetes, Sordariales, Sordariaceae. The record is from RefSeq and is a predicted model, not a curated record. Bases 1 to 879 code for a protein of 292 amino acids.
AUGCGCUCCCUCCUACACAAACAAGCCCUCAUAACCGGCGGCGGCUCCGGCAUCGGUCUCGCCAUCGCCCGCCGUCUCUACCUCGAAGGCUGCUCCGUGACUCUCUUGGGGAGGACCGAAUCCACCCUUCAGCGCGCUCAAUCAUACAUUUUAUCUUACCCAUCCCGACCUUCCCACCCACCACCAUCACCCACCUCAGCCUCGGCAGUCCCAAAUGAUUCCUCAGUCUCAGCAUCAAGCCCAGCUUCAGCCUCAGCCCCAUCCCACCAACCAUCAGACACAAAGAGGGUAUCCUACCACCCCCUAAACGUCACUAGCGCUUCAUCCUGGGAGGACCUAUUGCAGAGUAAUUUAAAAGGGGGGAGGAUAGACAUCCUCAUCAACUGCGCAGGCAUCACGCAGCGGAGUCCGCUAAUGAAGACUCCUGUCGAGGAAGUAGAAGGGUUGUUGGAUACGAAUUUGCGAGGGACUGUGUUGGGGUGGGGAGCAGACCAAGAGGACAAAGGACAAGGGACGCAAGAAGGGGUAAAAGAAGGGGUACAAGAAAGGGGAGUAAUCAUCAACGUGGCGAGUCUACUUGCGCAAAAGGGGGUGAUUGGGACGAGUGUCUAUGCGGCUGCGAAGGCGGGGGUUGUUGGCUUAACAGCCUCCCUGGCACACGAGUACGGCAGAUCCGGGAUAAGAGUCAACGCCGUUCUGCCCGGGUACAUCGAGACAGACAUGACUACCGGUCUCAAAAACCCUUCCAUCCUCCAACAAAUUCCCCUAGGCCGCUUCGGAACAACAGAUGAAGUCGCCGACGCCGCCCUCUUCCUUAUCAAGAACCCGUAUGCAAACAACUGCGUACUGAAUCUUGAUGGGGGGUUAAGUGCUGUCUGAAACGACACACCGCUUCCCGUGGGUAUCUGUGGCUAGUAUAGCAAGAAUAGCAAGCCAUGUGGUAAUCAUAGUAUAUACCGACCAUAACUACGGCCUACGAUAGCAAUAAUGAACCGCGCGCAAGACACGGCAAAGGGGUGAUGGACGAUCAGUCAUCAUCAA